This is a messenger RNA of Dioszegia hungarica, 585 nucleotides long. RefSeq lists its product as uncharacterized. The transcript has a single exon. The record is from RefSeq and is a predicted model, not a curated record. The coding region runs from base 1 to 585 and encodes 194 amino acids. Lineage: Eukaryota; Fungi; Basidiomycota; Tremellomycetes; Tremellales; Bulleribasidiaceae.
AUGGCAGAAAUUAAGCGAUCCCAGCCAUCAACGCAGACGCUAUCCAAGAGCGGUCGAACCAAAAGACAGCAAGCGGCUUUCAUAUUUGGAACAGGCAGCGGUGAUGAGGACGAGUCAAGCGAGGAUGACACAGCCCGUCACGAGGCGAUCGUCAGUGGGAGGACGUUGUCUGCCGUGCCCGUGGGGCGGGGCGCAAUGUUCACUUUUGGUCCGAGUGACACAGAGGAUGAGUCAAGCGAGGAUGAGGCACCUCCUUCUGCGCCGAGCGACAAGAAGUCCGAUGCGCCUCCACUGCCCCUGCGACGAAGAACCACCAUUGAGUGGGACGAAGCGUCAUUGUUCGCGGCUCUGCAACGAGUCCAAGCGGCCAAGGACGUCGCGAGACAUGCGUCAGCGGAGGAGAGUGACACAUCGACCGAAGAGCAUGAUACCUCAGAUGAGGACAUCGAAGACACAUCUGCGGAUGAGGCGGACGAUGAGCAACUCAAGCCGAGUCGUGCAUUGACCAGACGGCGCUCGAUCUUCACCUCUGCGGCUUCGGCGUCUGGUUGGCCAGCUGGGGAGAGGGGUCAGGCGUCUGGCUGA